Molecule: messenger RNA, 954 nt
Organism: Euleptes europaea (tarantolino)
Lineage: Eukaryota; Metazoa; Chordata; Lepidosauria; Squamata; Sphaerodactylidae
Gene: FOSL1
Product: FOS like 1, AP-1 transcription factor subunit
Exons: 4
Coding region: 1-954 (317 amino acids)
Biological process (GO): regulation of transcription by RNA polymerase II
Cellular component (GO): nucleus
Molecular function (GO): DNA-binding transcription factor activity, RNA polymerase II-specific; RNA polymerase II cis-regulatory region sequence-specific DNA binding
Source: RefSeq, a predicted model, not a curated record
AUGUUCAAGGAGUACGGAGCGGGCAGGCCACCCGCUCCGGGAGCUCAUCGGCAGCGCUUACAGAACCCCGCGCCCACCUUUCGCCCAGCGUCUCAACAGAAGUACCCAUCUGAUCCGGGGGCAGGACCUAGUAGCAGUGGUGGCUUGGUCCCUAGUCUCAACACCGUCACCACCAGCCACGAUCUCCAGUGGAUGGUCCAACCCACACUGAUGGGUGCCUCUCCGGGAAUCCCCCCGUAUCCACGGCCCUACCGCUGCCCACGUGACUUGGCCGCUUUGGCUGGAAUUCGACCUGGCGUGAUCCGCUCCGCGUGCCCCAUCCUAACUUCCCGGAGGCGUCAUUCAGAUCAUCUAACGCCAGAAGAGGAGGAGCGCCGUCGAUUGCGGCGGGAGAGGAACAAACUGGCAGCUGCAAAAUGCCGGAACCGCCGGAAAGAGCUGACAGACUCCUUGCAAGCAGAGACAGAUGAACUGGAGUCGGAGCAGUCCACCCUGCAGAAGGAGAUCGCGGAGCUACAGAAACAGAAGGAGCGCCUGGAGCUGGUCCUAGAAGCCCACCGCCCGGUCUGCAAAGUCCCGGAGGACUCCUCGGGUGACGACGAAGAGGAGAAAAGCCAGAGGCCAGCAGCCUCAGCCCCCCUCCCGGCCAAGCCAGAGUCCCCGCCAGGCCGCAGAGCCCCCCAACGAGCUGCUCUGCCGCCCCCCUGCAUCACUUUGCCCCCCACGGGGGGUAUCCUGGAGCCAGAGGCGCUGCACACCCCCACCCUGAUCGCCACACCUUCUCUCACCCCCUUCACCCCCAGCCUGAUCUUCACCUACCCUGCCCCGGGCGACCCCGAGGGGCCCUCCAGCUCUGGCUUCUCUCACGAGCCCUGCUCGUCUGCCCACCGGCGCAGUAGCAGCGGGGACCACUCCUCUGAUUCGCUCAAUUCCCCGACCUUGCUGGCGCUCUGA